AUGAGAGUGCUGAUGCCUCAGGAAGAGACGGCUCUCAGGAUGGACACCCCACCCUCUGAAGGACCCUUAGAUAAGCAAAACAAAAAUCUAGAAAACCAGGAAGAGGAGAUGGAGUUUAAGGAACUGGAUGGUCUGAGGGAAGCCUUGGCAAACCUCCGGGGAAUGUCCCAAGAGGAGAACAGUGAGAAGGCGAUGCUGUACUCCCGCAUCCAGGAGCAGGCCCAGCUCAUCUGCAUCCUGAAGCGGAGGUCAGACGAGGCCCUGGAGCGCUGCCGGAUCCUGGAGCUGCUCAACACAGAGCUGGAGGAGAAGGGGAUGCAGGAUGCUGAGAAGCUGAAGGCCAAGAGCGAGCAGGCCCAGAGGCUGGAGGAACGCUUUAUGACCCUGGCAGCCCACCAUGAGCUGAUGAUCCGCUUCAAGGACGAACACAAAAGUCAGAACAUCCAGCUGAGAGAGGAGAAUGAGAAGCUGAGGAUGGAGAAUGACCACCUCUUCAGCCAGGCUCUGAGGGACCAGGAGGCCAAAGUAUGGCAGCUCACUGCCCGGAGUGAGGCCCUCACCAAGGAGCUGGAGUCUCUGAAACAGAGGAGCGCUCAGGAGACCUGCCAGGCCCAGGCCCGAGAGAAGGAACUGCUGGAGCUGUUCCAGAGCCACACCAAGGACACAGAGCAGCUGCGCAGCCAGCUGCAGAGCCUCAAGCAGCAGCACCAGCAGGCCAUGGAGCAGAUGGCCAAGGCUGAGCAGGCACACAGCCAGCUGAACCGGGAGCUGCAGGCCAGGCUGCAGACCGUCACUUGUGAGAAAGACGAGCUGUUGCAGCUGUCCAUGGAGAGGGGCAAGGUGCUUCAGAACAAGCAAGCAGAGAUCCGCCAGCUUGAGGAGAAGUUGGAGACGGCCGAUGUGGCCAGGAGGCGUGCCCUAGAGCGGUUUGAACAAGAGGCAGUGGCCGUAGACAGUAACUUGAGAGUCCGGGAACUCCAACGCAGGGUAGAUGGGAUCCAGAAGGCCUACGAUGAACUCAGGCUGCAGUCCGAAGCCUUCAAAAAGCACAGCCUGCAUCUUCUGAGCAAGGAGAGAGAACUCAACGCCAAACUCCGCCAUCUCUUUCCAUAA
Lipotes vexillifer (Yangtze River dolphin) is the source of this 1113-nucleotide messenger RNA. It is a transcript of the gene CCDC89, whose product is annotated as coiled-coil domain containing 89. Bases 1 to 1113 code for a protein of 370 amino acids. The record is from RefSeq and is a predicted model, not a curated record. NCBI's taxonomy places the organism in Eukaryota, Metazoa, Chordata, Mammalia, Artiodactyla, Lipotidae. The transcript has a single exon.